Molecule: messenger RNA, 2082 nt
Organism: Anopheles gambiae (African malaria mosquito)
Lineage: Eukaryota; Metazoa; Arthropoda; Insecta; Diptera; Culicidae
Gene: dib
Product: cytochrome P450 302a1, mitochondrial
Exons: 7
Coding region: 452-2035 (527 amino acids)
Molecular function (GO): oxidoreductase activity, acting on paired donors, with incorporation or reduction of molecular oxygen; monooxygenase activity; heme binding
Source: RefSeq, a predicted model, not a curated record
GCCAAUGUAAAGCAAUGUUUGUGUGCGUGCAGGUUCCCACAUAAAGCGCGUACCGUUCAGCAUUAAAGAACGAUACUGAUAGAUCGAUUAUACGUUCAGGGAAAGGCCUUCUUGUUGAUUAAUUUCAUUUAAAAUUAUACACCAAAUAGUAGUUCAUUGAAACAUUCAAAAUACAAUAAGAUUGGUCCGUCGUAUCGAUCAUCUGUGACAAAACGGAAAGAGUUUACAGUGGUGUGCGUGAAACGAAACCGAUCGCCGCUCGCGAUCGCGCAGGCUGAUCGAUGUAAACCGGCUUGCAUUGUUGUCAGAUCUUGCGCGAACGACGGACCGCCGUGAUCUCUGUGGUGCGCCCUUACUGUUCUUUCAAUAUUUUCUUAGUGUCGUGGAUAGGUUAAAAAGAUGCCUUUGACCUUUUAAGUUAGAAACUAUUGUUUACAUAUUGUAAAGAGCAAUGAAUCUUCCAAGACAAAUUACGAAACGUUUGCGUGGCUUUUCAUCGGUAGCCAACGAACCCUCGAAAAGGACGGUUAAAAGCUUCGAUGAAAUACCCGGCCCAAGAGGACCGCUCGGACUGGGCAAUCUGUACCAGUACAUACCGGGUAUAGGACGCUACAGCUUCGAUGAGCUGCACCGUUCCGGCGAGGACAAAUACCGCCAGUAUGGUUCGAUCGUGCGCGAAACAAUGGUCCCGGGGCAGGAUAUUGUGUGGCUUUACGAUCCGGACGAUGUGGCGACCGUGCUGGACGAUCGGACACCGGGCAUGUAUCCGUCGCGACGGAGCCACACGGCGCUGGAAAAAUAUCGCAAGGAUCGUCCGAACGUUUACCGCACCGCCGGGCUGCUGCCGACCAACGGUGCAGAAUGGUGGAAAAUUCGCUCCGAGCUGCAGAAGGGCCUCAGCUCACCGCAGAAUGUGCGCAAUUUUCUGCCCGCCACGGACAAAAUAACGAAAGAGUUCGUUACUCGCCUGAGAGCGCAAACGGAGCCAGGCAAAAGCAUCCUAAUAGAGGACUUUAUGCCACUGGUCUCGCGGCUCAAUCUGGAAUUGAUCUGCUUGCUUGCCUUCGACGUACGGUUGGACAGCUUCUCGGAGGAACAGAUGGACCCGGGCUCACUUUCCUCCCGCCUGAUGGAAUCGGCCGAAACGACCAACUCCUGCAUCCUGCCCACCGACCAGGGCUUCCAGCUGUGGCGCUACUUUGAAACUCCUGCGUACAGACGGUUGCGCAAAGCGCAAGAGUUUAUGGAAAUGACGGCCGUUGAGCUGGUGUCCCAGAAGCUGCUCUACUUCAACGAGGACCAGCAACGGUUGGCAAGCGGCGAGCAUGGUUCCAAGUCGCUCAUGGAGGAGUACCUGCGCAAUCCGAACCUGGAGCUGAACGACAUCAUCGGCAUGGCUUCGGAUCUGCUGCUGGCCGGUGUGCAUACGACCAGCUACACCACCGCCUUCGCCCUCUACCAUUUGGGGUUGCACGGGGCCACCGCACAGGACCGGCUGUACCGGGAGGCGAAGAAAAUUCUUCCCGAUCCAAAGGAAAAUCGAAUCGGUGCGGCUGUGCUGGGAUCGGAAGCUUCGUACUGUCGCGCGGUUCUAAAGGAAACGUUACGCCUCAAUCCGAUCUCCAUCGGGGUAGGACGCAUCCUUAAUCGCGACCACGUUCUCGGCGGUUAUCAAGUACCACGUGGAACGGUGAUUGUGACGCAGAACAUGAUUUCGUGCCGUCAGGAGGCUUACUUUCGUGAUCCGCAGCUAUUCCUCCCCGAACGGUGGAUGCGUGAGACAAAGGAACCAGUGCAUCCGCACCUGGUGCUUCCGUUUGGCCACGGUAUGCGCUCAUGCAUCGCACGUCGGUUGGCCGAACAGAGCAUGCUUGUGCUGCUUCUAAGGCUGAUACGUUCUUUCGAGAUUGAGUGGGCAGGAACCGUUCCGAUGGAUGUGAAAACGAAACUAAUCAAUCAACCCGACCAACCGAUAAGGCUACGAAUGAAGGCGAGAACUUCAGAAGGGAGAGAAAGUAGAAAGCAAAUGAGUUAAAUUUAUAAUUACCAAUAUGUGCAAAUAUAGAAUUUAAAGGCCAAAAA